AAAAAAAAUCGAGUAAUGUGACCACCUUAUAUAUUUACUAGACCCCUAGUCUUCAUUACUCCAGUCUGCAGUAAAGGGCUGUACUCCAUCUGAAGGGACAAUGAUGUGGCUGCUGUUAUCUUUGGCGCUGCUCACACCUGGCCUGGCCCAUGGCUGGCUGUUCUGGAGGAGAAGGGUGGACCCUGAAAUUCAUAUGAAUAUUAGUGAGAUCAUCAGGUACUGGGGUUAUCCUGCAGAAGAGUAUGAGGUGGUGACUGAGGACGGCUACAUCCUGAGCAUUAACAGAAUCCCACACGGCAUCAAGAACCAGGACUCCCGAGCAGAUCCCAAGCCGGUGGUGUUCCUCCAGCAUGGUCUUCUAGCUGCUGCAAGUAACUGGGUGACCAACCUCCCCAACACCAGCCUCGGCUAUCUCCUGGCUGAUGCCGGUUUUGACGUGUGGCUGGGAAACAGUCGAGGAAACACCUGGUCAAGAAAACAUGUCAGUCUCUCCCGUGACCAAAACGAGUACUGGAGGUUUAGUCGAGAUGAAUUGGCCAAGAAGGACCUCCCUGCAGUGAUAAACUUUAUCACCAGAACCACAGGACAGGAAAAGAUCUUCUAUGUUGGUCACUCUCAGGGAACCACUAUUGCCUUCAUGGCUUUCUCCACCAUGCCAGAGCUGGCCAGCAAAAUCAAGAUGUUUUUUGGUUUGGCCCCUGUAGCCACAAUAGCCUUCACAACCAGUCCCAUAACCAAACUGAGGAUCCUCCCAGAAAAGUUGAUUUGGGGUCUCUUUGGGAAAAAAUACUUUUUCCCACAAAGCAGUCUCAUCAAAUUCUUUGCUACGAAAUUUUGCAGCAAGAACCCGUUCAACGCGUUAUGUCGAAACAUCUUCUUCCGUAUCCACGGCUUCGAAAGAAAGAACCUAAACAUGACGAGAGUACCUGUGUAUAUCUCCCACACUCCUGCUGGAACAUCUGUGCGGAACAUGGUGCACUGGUCUCAGGCUUUGAAAAGUGGGAAACUCAUGGCAUAUGACUUUGGAAAAGCUGGAAAUUUGGUGCAUUAUAAGAAGCUGACCCCUCAUCAGUACAACGUGAAGGACAUGACUGUGCCCACAGCUCUGUGGUCAGGUGGGCGUGACAUACUGGCAGACCCCCUAGAUGUUGCGAUGCUCCUCCCACAGAUUUCUAACCUGGUGCAACAUCGACGCAUCGAGCACUGGGGGCACAUGGACUUCAUCUGGGGUCUGGAUGCCCCACAGACUCUGUACAACGAAAUUAUCAAAAUGAUGAAAGAGCGAGUGUGAUCAUUUCUGUGUUAAUAUUUAGGAUUUCAUUAUUAACAGUGAAAUGACCACCAGUAGAAGGAUUUACAGUUCCAGGAUAAGAGGGAAAAGAGAUCAGCUAGCUAGAUAGCUAAAAGGCAUGUGGCAGUUUUACAGAAUCAGGCUGUUUUAACCUUUAACAUCUAACAUAUUGUCUUUGAUAAGUCAUCAGUCAAAAAAAUGGACAUCUAUACUACUUCUUACACUGCCUAACUGAAUGUAGGCAUACAUUCAUUCACAUGAAGUGAACUUAGCACACAUUAAAAAGGAUUAUAUUAAUUGCUCAUAGAUUGUUAAAAUAACUUAUUAAAGAUAACUUUUAACUUUUAUAACUAUAUAAUGCAUAACUUAUUGCUUCAUAAUGUGAAUCUAGUCUUUAUAACCAGUGUAAACAAUACCUGUAAAUAUCUGUUGACAAAAUAAGCAUCUAUUUUUUAUUUUCAAAAAGAUUUUAACAAAUGAAUGAAUGUAACUACGGCCCUUAUUUUCCAACAUCCUCUCAACUAUUUUUUUUUUCAAUUUGAUGUUUUUCAAUUAAAGAAACAGUGACUUCACUGGUUGGAAAAUACCGUUUAAAGUUCAGAAUAAAUUAGACUUCAGUAUCUUGAGAACCUGUCUGGAUUCUCUCUGUGCCACCAAGAGA
Molecule: messenger RNA, 1952 nt
Organism: Astyanax mexicanus (Mexican tetra)
Lineage: Eukaryota; Metazoa; Chordata; Actinopteri; Characiformes; Acestrorhamphidae
Product: lysosomal acid lipase/cholesteryl ester hydrolase
Exons: 10
Coding region: 101-1291 (396 amino acids)
Molecular function (GO): hydrolase activity, acting on ester bonds
Source: RefSeq, a predicted model, not a curated record